This is a messenger RNA of Acanthamoeba castellanii str. Neff, 846 nucleotides long. Its product is annotated as NADHdependent histone deacetylase. Gene Ontology annotation, molecular function: NAD+ binding. Bases 1 to 846 code for a protein of 281 amino acids. NCBI's taxonomy places the organism in Eukaryota, Discosea, Longamoebia, Acanthamoebidae. The record is from RefSeq and is a predicted model, not a curated record. The transcript has 7 exons.
AUGCAACAAGAGGAGGAGCAGGGAGUGGCGGCCACUGCCGUGGCGUCGCAGGUGCCGGCCGAAGAUGAAGAGGAAGACCUGCUGGACGUGAAGGCGGAGGAGUUCCGCGAGUUUGCCAAGUACGUGGAGGACAACCUGCGCACGCAGGUCGAUCGUGAGUGCACGCAGUCGGGCCAGGAGGCCGUCGACUUCCUCGCCGAACUCGCCGACGCGCCGGACCUGGUGGCCGACAAGACAGACGAGGACGCCCGCGGGCUGGGCCAGCUGCUCGCCGAGUCGUCGCUCCACCCGACAGCCGCGCACCACGCCUGCAAGGCCCUCUUUGAUGCCGGCUACCUACGAUUCCUGAUGACGACCAACGUGGACGGGCUCCACAGGCGCAGCGGGUUCGUGCGAUCGGAGAAUCUCGCCGAACUGCACGGCAACAGCUUCGUCGAGGAGUGCGGCGAGUGCGGUGCGGUAUUCGACCGAGACUACGUCGUGCGCACGGCCAAACGGAUCUACGACCACCACACCGGGCGGACGUGCGAGAAGUGCGGCAAGCAGGCCCUGCGCGACAUCAUCGUCAACUUUGGCAACACGGUCGAGCACGUGCCCUCCAUGGAGAGUCAAUACGACCUCGCGUGGGUGAACUCGAUCAAGGCCGACCUGUUCCUCGUGCUCGGCUCUUCCCUCUCCGUGCCCACCGCAUGUGAUCUGCCGGACUACUGUGUGGAGAAGGGCGGGAAGGUGGUGAUUGUCAACAAGCAGCGCACGCCCAAAGAUGGUUCCGCCGCGCUGCUCAUCCACGCGCCGUGCGACACCGUGAUGUCUCUCCUUCUGGGCGAACUCAACCUUCGCGCCUAA